AUGUCGAUGCCCAAUGAAGCCCUCCAAAAGUUGAUGCAAGAGAUCGAAGCAAGAGCAAUCUUCUCCCAGCAGCAACUCCAAAUCGUAAAGUCGCAAAUGGCCGGAAAGCAUCGCGACAUCCGAUUACUCCAGUUGACAUCCCGGGAGCUCGAUACGCUGCCUCCGUCAACCAAGGUUUACGAAGGCGUUGGGAAAAUGUUCGUGUUGGAGGAGCUUUCGGAUAUUCAGAAGCGCCUCGAGGAUGAGAAGAAGAGUUCGGAAGGCGACAUCAAAGAUCUCGAGAAGAAAUUCCGAUACCUUGAGACCACAUAUGAAAAGGCUCAGGACAACAUCAAUCAGAUCCUCAACCGAGGGAGAUAA
This is a messenger RNA of Morchella importuna, 360 nucleotides long. RefSeq lists its product as uncharacterized. The transcript has 3 exons. The coding region runs from base 1 to 360 and encodes 119 amino acids. Gene Ontology annotation, cellular component: prefoldin complex; cytoplasm. Gene Ontology annotation, biological process: protein folding. The record is from RefSeq and is a predicted model, not a curated record. NCBI's taxonomy places the organism in Eukaryota, Fungi, Ascomycota, Pezizomycetes, Pezizales, Morchellaceae. Gene Ontology annotation, molecular function: protein folding chaperone.